UUCCCCGGUCGCUCCGCCCCGCCGCCCGCGCUCUGCACAGUGCGCGCCGCGUGCCCGCCUCCCGCCACAACCCCCCACCCGCUGUGCCCUUAGGGGGGCACCCCCACUGGGGCGGGAGGAUGGUCCGCCGUGCCCCGGUCGCCGAGUGACGGAGAGGUGACGGUAGCCGCCUUCCCAUUUCCGCCCGGCCCGCAGCGCGGCAGGGUGAGUGCCAGCGGAGGCGCUCGGUCCUGCCUCCGCCCUCCCGCGCCGGGGGCUGGCCUUGCCUCGCCGGCGCCUUUUUCCCCCCGCACCGCGGCGCCGCUUCGCCACUCGGGCACCGCAGGUAGGGCAGGAGGCUGGAGUUCCUGCUGCCCGCCGCCCGUAAAAUGGUCACCUCGGCUGGACAGCUCGCCGCGUUCGCUCUGGGUCUUUUGUUGGCUGUGUGCCAGGCCCUGGAGAACACCACGUCUGCCCUGAGUGCCGACCCGCCUGUGGCCGCCGCUGUGGUGUUCCAUUUUAAUGAAUGCCCAGAUUCCCACAGUCAGUUCUGCUUCCAUGGAACCUGCAGGUUUUUGGUGCAGGAGGACAAGCCAGCAUGUGUCUGCCAUUCUGGGUACGUCGGUGCACGCUGUGAGCAUGCAGACCUCCUGGCAGUGGUGGCCGCCAGCCAGAAGAAACAGGCUAUCACCGCCUUGGUGGUGGUCUCCAUCGUGGCCCUGGCUGUCCUCAUCAUUGUGUGUGUGCUGAUACACUGCUGCCAGGUCCGAAAACACUGUGAGUGGUGCCAGGCCCUCAUCUGCCGACAUGAGAAGCCCAGUGCCCUCCUGAAGGGAAGGACUUCUUGCUGCCACUCAGAAACGGUGGUCUGAAGAGCCCAGAGGAGGAGUCCGGCCAGGUAGAGUGCAGCAGCCUAAUGAAGAAAGGACUUCUUCAGAUGGCACGACGAGGGAUGCCUGGGACGUGCCGCCAGACCUUCCUGCUCUGUCUGCAAACACCUGUGCAGCCUUUCUGUCUUUCGUGGGCCUUCCUUCAAAACUGUCAAGAACUCUGUCUGCUUGGGGUUGUUUGGUGUGACCUAGAGAAGAAAUCAGUGGACCACUAUUUAAAGACUUGGUCAAAAAAGAAAUGCAAAGGGGUGGACUUCCUGUUUACCUGGCUAAGGUGUGUGCCCAUCAGCACUGGGGCCCAGGUGUGUGUAGCUGUCUUCUGCCAGUCACCAAUGCUGGGCUGUGUUACUUUCUAGAGGGCCCAUCUCUCCACAACAGAAUCCAUCCUGCCCAACACUAGAGAUUCCUAUAGUUGUUACAGUUUUUUCUCAUCAGCUUGUUGGGCAAGAAGGUGGAGAAUGAAUAACUGCUUAUUGUGACAGGAAGAUGCUAAGGAUAAGAGGAGCCAUGUCUGCCCUCUGUCUGCCAGACCCUCAACCAGCCUGGUGUUUUCCACAGAUAUGCGAUGCUGAGGACCUUCCCAAGCCCUCACCACCCUCGGAGAUAAUUUCUUAUUUAUUAGAGUGAUGAUGGUUUUAUUUUUCAUCUCUUUAGUCAAUGUAAAAAGCAUAAAACCCUUAGACUGCUACAAUCAUGAUGUCUGCAUUGCUGGCUGAAAAGCUGUACUGAUUAGGAAUAUCAUGCCUCUUUGGGACAGCUAAGGCUUGGGAAAAGCCCCCCAGGGAAUACAGCAAUGGAAGCAGAGGAUGAGGUGCUGAUAGGAGCAAAGACUGGGGUUCAGAGGUUGUGCCAUUUCAGCAGGUAGAUGCCCCUGAGACAUUCCAGUAGAAAAGUCAGCACAUCCUGCAGCAGAGAUUUGUCCCCUCUGCUAGGAGAGUGAGGCAGAGAAUGCCUGUGUGUGCAUCUCUACAGGGUAAAUGCAGUGGGCACCACACCGCUCUGUAAUUAAACAUGACCACUUCCCAGGCAGCUCCCCAAAGGUCUGUAAAGAAAUGGAGCAUUAGCAGAGAGCCACACACAUUUAGGGUCACAGCCAUUAUAGGGGGACGGUGGGGGUGUGGGGGCAGUCAUUCAUUUUCCGUGUUACCUGGUUUGUUGCUCUAUUUAUAAAAGGAGAAAUUUAAUUUUCCUCCUUAUUUGCAGGCAUUAGGAGAAAUACUCCAGUUCUUUUCUCCCUUUUCCAUUCAAGAUGCUGGUUUUUUAAACAAAAACUCUCACAAGCCACUUCCACCAUAUGAGUCCCACUUUCCCCUCUGAGGAGCAGCUGUUCUGGGCAUCUGGCUGGGUUCUGACCCAUUGGGCCUCCCUGUGGGAAGCGCUGGUUCCCUGCAAGUAAACCGGGAGCUCCUCCCUAGGGAUUUCCAUUAAAAUGUGGAAGCAGAAUAACAGUGAAAUAAUACGUAAACUCCUUAUGUGGGGACCUCUUUAUUCACUAAUAUUUGAAAAAGGAAAGCUUUCUACCUAUGAAGCACAUCCAGCUCCUCACACAAGAAAAGGACCUUUAAAAUAAGUCAGGUUGGCUUGAAACUUCCAUCAGGUGAUGUCCUCCCUGACUCUCCUUGCCCAUCUGUCCAUCCUGAUGCACUCUCUGUUUCUUACCAUUGAGACAAUUAAAUGACCCAUGUCCUAAAGUCGACACUUGCGUGGAAUGAUGCUGUUGCCCCGGAAGCACUAAGAGCAGAAAUGGAUCUGUUCGCCAGCUGGCCACCCAACAAUUUGUUGACACAACUCUCAGGUUUUAAUUACAAAAGGAAAUAGGCUUAAGUUUGCUUUCCUCCGACCAGUCCUCCGGCAGCCGGUAUGUGGGCUGAGGCUUAACUGGAGCAUCUUGCUCUGAGACCAGUCCAGGUGACACUUGUUUGUAGACCCCACUUUGUGCUCACCUUUCUCAUCAGACUCUCCUGAGAGUCUCGUUAGAUAGACUUAUUAAUAAAAGUAGAGUAAUAUCAAGUCUUUUUAACUUGAAAUCACAUUUUUACUUUAGGACAAUCUUUCCUCAGUCUUUUAGAGAUGAUUUGAGGUCUGGCUGCCUUUAAAGAAUAUGAACUGAUGUGCAAAUGUUUUGUGGGUUAUUUCAUCUAAGGGAGGGCAGGAUCAGUGUCCCAUCUGUAGGUAUCUGAGAGCCUUUGCAGAGGUGUGAGAAGGAAGGAAGCAGGGGAGAGCUUCAUAGUCCUCCAGGGACUUGAGAUUCAGUAUGUGGUUGCUGUGGUCUGGCGUCCAGCAAGUCACAGCUGCUGGUGCCCCCCUCCUCGGACCUGUAAAACUAUGCAGGGAACAGGCUCACUGUGUGCCCUCAGAGGCAGUCCUCUGUAAACCAGCAGGUCUGAAACGAAUUGCAAGCCGAGGCUGAGGUCAAAGCAGGCCUGGUCGGACCUUUGGCCAAGCCCUGGGUUGUGAGAGCUUUGCUCCUUGGGUGAUUUCUCCUUUGGAAAUCAAAUGGCCAACAAGCAUUGGAUUCCUGUGCCAUUUCAUGGCACUGGUACUUCCUUGGUUAACUGUAAAAACGCCUCCUUUUCAGGUUAAAAAUCCAUCUUCUAAUCCAUCUCUGAAGGUUCCUUCCCUGUGUUUCCUUGCCUGUUAGAAAGCCAAGUAUUGGUUAUGGUUAGGGAAUCAUUCCCGAGGCCUGAUCUGGGAAGCAGCCACACAUCUGAGAGAGGGGAACAUAGCUGUUUCCAGUGUCUGCCUCCAGAGAAAGGAAAAGCCCCCACUGAAAAAUAAAACAGGAGGAGGUGCUUCCAAAUCUUUUAUGGAGCCUAGAUUCUCCCACUUCUCUGCAGGCUGUGACUUCUUUAAGCAUCCUGGCAGGAAACAUUUUCUUCUCGAUGGAAAGAUAUACAGCAUCCAACCCUGACCUGGAAGACACAUCUGGACACACAUGGGCCCAAACAAGAUAGGAGUUUGCCAUUGUGAUCCAGCAGAGGAGGUGGAACGGACACUCCCCCACCAACAUCCUGGUGAGGGAGGAGCAGGCGUGGUUCUAGAGCUUUGCGGGAGACUGUUGUCUUCAGGUAGAGAAGAGUAUCUGGCAUCUUCAACUAGGUGUUCCGGGGCCAACUUGUCUCAGUGCAUAUGAGCCACAGUUGCUCUUCCAGGCAAUUUUAGCAGGAGUGAAUCAACGAGGCUCCAACACUACUCAGGAGACCCAAACCCCUUAGUAGGCUAUGGACUUUGAUUUCUCCCAACUGCUAAACAAAGGAGGGGAGAUGAUUCAAAAGUCCAGGACCAAAGGGGACAUCACAGAAACAAGAUGAAUACAUAUAUUUGUUCUUAAUGUUCUAACAUAAGAUCUGUUCUCUCUGGAAACUGGUUUUACUAGGCUUUCUGAAAGAUCUAGUGGUAAACACACACACAGUACUGAAAAGCAACCCCUGUUCCUAGUGUAAUAACUUACUGAAGUGUUCAAGUUUCCAUUAUCUUUAUUAUAACAAACCUGAUGCUUUUUUUUUUAGAACUUGUUACUCUGACUUCUGUAUAUGUUGCACUGAAAGGUUAAUAUUUAAUGUUUUAAUUUAUUUUUGUGUGAUAAGUUAAUUUUGAUUUCUGUAAUGUGUUAAUGUGAUUAGCAAUCCUUUCCCUUAAUAUCUGGAUUAUACUUAUUUAAAGAGUAGUGAGCAAUGUAAAAUGCAGUUGUUUUUCAAUAAUGUGCAUUGUUAUUCAGUUGUACUGUACCUUGUUUGGAAGGAUGAAGGAAUGAACUUUUUUUUCCUAAA
This is a messenger RNA of Manis javanica (Malayan pangolin), 4639 nucleotides long. RefSeq names its product transforming growth factor alpha (gene TGFA). NCBI's taxonomy places the organism in Eukaryota, Metazoa, Chordata, Mammalia, Pholidota, Manidae. Gene Ontology annotation, molecular function: epidermal growth factor receptor binding; growth factor activity. Gene Ontology annotation, biological process: positive regulation of mitotic nuclear division; epidermal growth factor receptor signaling pathway; positive regulation of cell population proliferation. The record is from RefSeq and is a predicted model, not a curated record.